AUGUCUGUAAAGGCUGUUAAAUAUUUGUACAAAUACAUAUACAAAGGGCAUGAUUGUGCGAAUGUUUUGAUAAAUGAACAGGUUAAUCAUGAUGAAAUAAACACUUUCUUAGAUUGUCGUUAUGUUAGUGCACCUGAGGCACUGUGGCGAAUAUUUGAGUAUCCCAUAAGUCAUAUGUCACACACUAUUAUCCGUCUUAAGGUUCAUCUUCCUGAGAAUCAGAUUGUGUAUUUUAGAGAAGGAGAAGAACAAGUGGCGUUAGAUCGUGCUGCUCAACGUGAUACACACCUUACGCUCUGGUUUAAAUUGAAUUCUGAAAAUAAAGGAGCCCAUCGCUACUCAUAUGUUGACAUUCCAUAUCACUUUCUAUUUGAUGAUAAACAUUGUAAAUGGAAGGUUAGACAAAGAGGUGGAAAUAAGGUGAUAGUAAGAAUGUAUAAAGUUAGUCCAACAGGAGAAUUAUUUUUUCUUAGAUUGUUACUUUUGCAAGCAAAAGGUGCAACAUCUUGGGAGGAUUUGCGUACUGUUAAUGGAAUAGUUCUUGAAACCUUUCGAGAAGCGUGUGUUUUUAAUGGUUUGUUGCAAGAUGACACUGAAUGGCAGAAUACUCUUUCUGAGGCAGUUUUAACGCAAAUGCCUAAGCAAAUCAGGCAGCUGUUUUCAAUUAUUUUAACCUUUUGUGAACCUGAUGACCCUUUGCAUCUUUGGAAUACAUAUAAAGCUUUUAUGAUGGAGGAUUUCAUUCAUCGCCAAGUUCCAUUUAUAUUAGCUGAACAAGCUACUCUUCUUCAAAUCGAAAAGAUUAUUAAUCAAAGUGGUAAAACGCUAUCUGAUUAUAAUUUGCCUGUUGUUGAUAAAUUCAUAGAUUUUAAUCUAGAAAAUUUAAAUGAUAAUGUUCAGCAAUCAAUUGACGAAGCUAAUAGAAUGAGACCGCUUCUUAAUGUCAAUCAAUUAAAUGUAAGUAAUGCUGUCCUUGCUGCAUUGAACGAGCAACCAAGUGUAGAAAAUCAACAUUCCAGAUUGUUUUUUAUGGAUGGACCAGCCGGUAGUGGCAAAACUUUUACAUAUAAUUAUUUGAUUGCUGAGUGA
This is a messenger RNA of Hydra vulgaris (swiftwater hydra), 1089 nucleotides long. The record is from RefSeq and is a predicted model, not a curated record. NCBI's taxonomy places the organism in Eukaryota, Metazoa, Cnidaria, Hydrozoa, Anthoathecata, Hydridae.